Porites lobata is the source of this 17669-nucleotide messenger RNA. NCBI's taxonomy places the organism in Eukaryota, Metazoa, Cnidaria, Anthozoa, Scleractinia, Poritidae. The record is from the annotation of a GenBank genome assembly.
UUAGGGAAAUUGUUAAUCAAGACACCAUGGCACAGCACCAAGAACUUAAUAGGAAAAGGAGGUAGUGCUCAUAAGAAUAUGGCAGAUGUUCCACCUGCACUCACCCUAGAACUUCCCAAGAAAAGUGAUCUUCCUAACACAUUUAAACCUUGGAGUGAAGUCCAUCUUCCAAUUGACAUUCUUUUGUUGACAGUUGAUGACUGCGAGUUCUUAGCCUGUUUUGCAUGCCUGAAAAAUGCCUUUAAAAGCUACCUCAAGAACCUUGGAUAUGUGUACUUUGGGAACAUGGGUGAAAAUGGAGAUGUGCCCCUAAAAGUUGCUUUGAUAAAAUGUUCUGAAGGUUCUUCUGCUCCAGAUGGCUCGCUGGUCACUGUUAAGAAUGCCGUAGUGGAACUGAGACCCAAAGCUGUUUUCUCUGUUGGCUGCUGCGGUGGGUUGAACCCAGAAGUCACCAAGUUACAGCUAGGUGACGUGGUUGUUUCCUCUAGGCUUUUAACUGAAGCCUUCAAAACCCCAGUGAGUAGAGAUAUCUUGCACCUUGUCAGGCAUGCAGAUUAUGGCUGGAUUCCUCCAUUAAAAUGUCCAGAAGAUCAUAAAGUUCAGGUCUGCUGUGAUGGGGAGAUUUUAAGUGGCGUGAACCCAGUCAGUGCUAAACAGCAAAACAUGUCUUAUUUUACUCAAGCUACUGCAGUUGAAAUCGGUGGUGAAGGUAAGACAUUAAGAAAAAGAAGUCAUUUAUCAGGGAAUAAAUUUUAUUCCGUGAUAAAUGACUUCUUUUCUCUCUUGUUUUGUUUUCUUACAAGAGGCAUGGUGGCCUAGUGGUGAAUAUUGCAAACUUCACAGGGGUAAAGCAUGACCAUUUUGACAAGUACGCACACAGGUCUAUAUGUUUUUAAAAACGUCGUACAAAGUAACGUUUUUGCUUUCCUUUAAUACAUAAUUGGCAGUUUACAGACUUGUUUACAAUAGAACAUGAUAUCAAAAAAGCUUUUAAAACGUUCUUUUUGAGCUGGUACAGGAAUGAUGUUAACCAGAAGAAGGAGGCGCCUUUUUGUGGGCAGAAAUUUUAUAAUCAAGUUUAAAAGCAUCAGUUCGAAGAAUUGUGGCAAUGUGCAUGUUCAUGUAAAUUUUCCGCAUGCUUUCCUUUGCUGACUUUUAUGUUUUUCUCUUUAAUUCCCUUAUUUCAAUCAUGAGCACGGGAAAGGAACACACAAUAAGUGAUAGUCAGCAUUUAUAUAUUUUCAGUUGUACUGAAUAUCUGUAAAGUUUGUCAUUGAAAACAUACUACAUAUGUUCGCUAGGAGUGAACUUCCUGCAAAAUUCUUCUUGAUACUGGGCCAAGUAGAAAAUGUGUACCUAAUAGUUUGAUUCAGCUUACGUAGAUUAUUGUCGACAUGGUGUGGUCCAUGAUUUUCCAGUUGAGGGACAUUAAAGUAGUCUUUGAUGAUAGACUUUUUCGACUUUUAUGGAGAGGGAGAGAAACUAAAAAAUAAAAACCUUUUGAAUGCAAAAACGUUCCAGAUAAAUCUUAAAAGGAAUGACGAUCAGUCAGGGUCAAUUCUUUUCCAAUUUUCAUGAAUACGCGGCGUAUUGUACGGGAUCCUGGUCCUCUUCUGAAACGGUUGUAUUUUAUUUGCAAAAACAAUGCUGACUAACAGCGAGACAGGCAGCAACAAAUCUGCACAAUUUAAAGUCAAGUCGCAACACUACAAAUGUCUUUACUUAUAACAGAAAAUCUUCUCUUAAUUUCUCAAGUACACACGUUUGCAUUUGCGUUAAGCACGCUACGCCCCUGCUUCAGAUCUGGAGGUCCAGGUUUGGGGUCUUGCUGUUGUGCUGUUUUUAUUAUUGUAAAACAAACUUUGCUUCACUUUGUCCCUGACCUUCACCAAUUAAGGUGUAUAAAGAGGCGCUGGUUAUUACUUCUUGUGAUCCUGUUUUCAGUCUGAUCCGUUGAGAUCAGUUCUAGGUUUGGACAAUGAUGUUUAUGUGACCGAGCCGCGCGAGUAGGGGAGGUAGCGAAUGACAACCAAUGAAAGACAAAAUGCGUAUAAAACAAACAAGAAUUUAAUGGCCAAUUAGUGGGAAAGAAAUACAAUAAAAAACAAAUACUAGGAAAACCAAUAAAGCAACAAAAAGGGAAAGAAAAGGGGCGAUGAAAAGGGCAAUAGCGCCACUCCAGCGAGGGGAGAACUCUACAAAACUAUGUCCUACGGCUUGACUAGUGAACGCGGCAACUGGAACUGUAGUAAUGCGUAGAAACGCUACGUGCAGGCGUAUUUAUAUCGCGCGGAACACAAACAGCUCGCAUCCUGUUAUUAGCAAUACAAUUGGACAGCUAUAGCUAGGUAAGCCACAAAACAGUGAAAUCUUCCUUUUGGCAAUACGCCUGUUUGCGAAACACUAUUAUUGCUUUACCGCAGAAUACAUACGUGUUCUGUUAAUACAAUAGGAGGAAACAAAUGGAGAGUUUCGCGGUUAACUACAGCAAUGGCGGCAAAUUAAAGCGAGUUAAAAUCAAUUAAUUUCUUUCCUGUUUAUGGGUGUAAAGGCGGAGAAAUCACAGAGCUAGAUAAAACACGGCUAACCACAAAGCACAACUAAAGAAACGCGUACCGUGGGAAAACGAUAAACGGAACCGCAAAAAUAAUACCGAAAAGAAAAUGCUUUGUGAGCUAAUUAUCGAGCUCGGUUACAUUUCUCCCCUGCUUAGGUCGUCGUCCUCGACAGAACACAACAAUGCUUAUUUAAACUAACAAACUCGUUUUACCAAAGGCUAUAUGCUAAGAACCAAAAUAACAAAAUGAAAUAUACUGGAAAGUCUUUAACAGUCAAUGUCACUGAGUUAUUUACUGCUGAUCUUGGGGCUCCAUGAGGAUUAGAAUGCUGUCCUGCUGUCGUCCGGGUUGAGCGUCUCAGGGUCGUCUCUUCAGGGGGCUCUGGGGCUGGGUGUUCCACAUGAACUGGUUCUUCGGGGGCCUCUGCAACUGGAACGGCAGGUUCAACAAUCUCAGAUUCAACAACCUCAGGUUCUGCAUAGGGCGCUUGAUCUCCUGGGGUCACUUCAAUGGGCAUUUCUGGAACUGGGGGCUCACUGGUUUCUGAUUCUUCCGGGGGGUUCACAGGCUCACAGGGUUCUGGAGGUGCUGUGUUCAAUACAGGAUGGGGGCGUCUUCUCAUCACGAUUAUCUCUUCUUCAUCAUCUUGGGGUUCAGUGGGCACUCUGUUAUGUCUCACCCUUGGGGGAAUCAAAUCUGUCUGCACAAUGGGGUUGGUGUCAAGGCAUGGCUGUACCUGCCUGUGACAUGGUCUCAUCAGGGUCCGAUAUACUCUCUUGCUGGGUCCAUCUCCAUGGGCUGGAGCAACUGUAUAAACAGCUCCUGUAGGUCCUGGCGUCUCUUGAACUUUGUACAAGGUGGGAUCCCAAGCAUCCUGUAUCUUGUUUCUGCCUCGGGGAUGACUGUGUAGGUAGACAAACUGGCCUUUUUCAAUUGGUUGGGCAUUGGUACUCUUGUCGCUGGUGGCUUUCCGUGCAUCUGCUUGCUGUCUGAGGUGCUCCCCUGCUUUGAGGUAAGCAUCUCUUAAGCGGUCUUGGUGGGAGGCUAGCCAGUCUGUUUCAGGUGGAUCCUUUUCGUCUGCUCCAAGCAUUAGGUCUAGUGGUAGGCGGGGGUUACGGCCAAACAUCAGGUAAUACGGAGAAUAGCUGGUGGAUGCCUGAGGGACAACAUUAUAGGCAUAAAGAAGUUCUGGGAGGUACUCUGGCCACUUUCUCUUCUUUUCUGGUGGUAGUGAACGCAACAGGUUGUGCAUGGUUCUGUUAAAUCUUUCACAUUGGGCAUUGCCUUGCGGGUGAUAAGGAGUGGUACGCGACUUCUUAAUGUCGUACAGCUUACAGAGUUCGGUGAUCACUGCAUUUUCAAAACUUCUUCCUUGAUCGGAGUGGAUUCUCAGAGGGACACCAUACUUAAAAAACCAUUCCUUAAGGAGUACUUUAGCUGUGGUGCUCGCCCGCUGGUCUCUGGUAGGAACUGCAUGUGUAAAUUUUGUGAAAACAUCUGUCAUCACCAACACGUUCUCCCUGCCAUCUGUGGCUGGUUCCAACAAUGUGAAGUCGAUCGCAAGAACUUCUAGGGGUUUAGUAGCUAAGAGGUGUCCCAUGGCUGGUCUAACACGUGGCAAUGGUUCUUUUGACAAGGUACAUCUUUCACAUUUCUUUAUCCAUGCUUCUACAUCGCUAUGUAUUCCCGGCCAGUAGCAACGGUCUCUAAUCAGAUGUAAUGUUCGCUCGGUCCCUUGGUGGCCCAUACCAUCAUGUAGGCUGGUAAGUACUUUCUCUUUCAGUUUCUGGGGAAGGAUCAACUGUUUUCGUUGGCCGCAAUGGGGAUCUUGAAUGACUCGAUACAGUAUGCCAUUUUCCUCUUCAACCUUGUCCCAUUGGUUGAGCAACGUAACUGCAUCUCGUGUUUCUCCUCUCCUUUCUUGGGGUGUGGGUUUGCGGUUGGUUUGCCUGUAGUAGUGGAGGCGACUGAUGACGGGGUCUGCAAUCUGCAUGUCUCGUAACUCAGCUGGACUGUGAGAGGGUAGGCUGGUGAAUGUUGUCUCUGGGGUACUUGUGCUCAGUUGUUCUUGGGAGGUGUAGGUCGUCACCAACUCUCUCAGCUCGACUGGAACUGGGGUGGAUUGCGUGACGCUAAUGUUUUCCAACUGAAUCUCAGCUAAAUCGUCAGCAUGCGGGAUUUCCUUUUCAUGAUUUCCACGUGCUACUCUUGAAAGGGCAUCUGCGUUCCCAUUAGCUCUACCAGGGCGGUACUUCAUCUUAAAGUUAAACAAGGCUAAUUCAGCUGCCCAUCUCUGUUCCACUGCUCCUAACUUGGCUGACUGAAGGUGACUUAGGGGAUUGUUGUCUGUGUACACCACGAAUUCUGUUCCUAACAGGUAACUUCUGAACUUCUCUGUGACAGCCCACUUCAGCGCUAGUAACUCUAGUUUACGGGAACUAUAAUUCUGCAUGUUUUUCUCUGGAGGUCUGAGCCGACGACUUGCAUAAGCGAUAACUCUACGUGUACCAUCUUGUUCCUGGGAUAGCACAGCUCCUAAUCCAUCAUGGCUAGCAUCUGUCUCCACAAUAAAAGGCUUGGUGUAAUCUGCGUAACCAAGUACUGGUGCAGUUGUGAGCUUCUCACGCGGGAUGUCAAAUGCUUCUUGGCACUCUUGGCUCGGUCUCUCUUUAAAUGGGCACAAAAGUUUCCUGUUAACUUCGAGUUCAUGAAGUGAAUUGUUCACUAGCUGGUGAAGGGGUCCUGCUAUCUUGGCAAAGCUUUCAAUGAAUCUUCGAUAAUAACUUGCAAAGCCUAAGAAGGUUCUGAGUUCCUUAACCGUUUGGGGAACUAGCCACUCUUGUACGACUGCUAUCUUCUGGGGGUCUGGGGCAAUACCAGCACCGGAUACUUCGUGUCCCACGUAGGUUACUCUUCCACGCAGGAAGGUACACUUUUCCAACUUCAAUUUCAAACCAUGUUCUCUCAGGCGUUUAAGGACCAUUUCUAGUCUCUCAAGGUGCUCUUCAAAGGUUUUCGAGAAGAUCAAGAUGUCAUCCAAGUAAACAAGCAAAAUCAGGAAGAUCUGCUCAUUUAGGCAAGCCUGCAUAAGCCGAGCAAAACACGCGGGUGCGUUACAGAGUCCAAAAGGCAUCCUUUUGUACUCAAACAGACCAAAGGGGAUUAUGAGUGCAGUCUUCGCUUUGUCUUCUUCAGUUACUCCUAUCUGGUUGAAACCACUUGCCAAAUCCAGGGUAGAAAACCAGCUUGCUACCUGCAGUGCAUCGAAGGAUUCUUCAAUCCGAGGUAAGGGAUAAGCAUCUUUAACUGUUUUUGCGUUUAACUUUCUGUAACCCACACACAUGCGGAGGCUACCAUUCUUCUUCCGUACAAGUACUAUUGGGGAGGAAUAGGGGCUGUGGCUCUCUCGGAUGAUGCCUUGACUUAGGAGUUUCUGAAUGUGUUCUUUUGCUUCUUGGUACUGACCGGGGGGUAUUCUUUGGAAAGGCUGAUUUACAGGGAUGUCAUCUGUGGUGAAUAUCUUGUGCUUUACUGUUUCGGUGUAGCCUAGUUCAUCAUCAUCAGUAACAAACAUGUCCUUGUACCUGGCCAGGAGCCCAUCAAGUUUUGCUUGCUGCUCAGAGGUGCAAUGCAUGUCUUCAGGGGGAAUGGGUGUAGACUUCGGGGAAUCUUCUUUCUUGGGGGAUUCUUCGGGCUUGGGUUGUAUGACUACUUCACUGGCAGAGACUUGUGUGAAGGUAACUGCCUGGUUGUCAUCCUGGACACCUGCUACUGCAUGCAUUAUACCAAUUCUCUCACGGGGGCGAAGCCAAACGUCCUCUUGUGCUAUGUUAGCAACUUGUACUUUGACACGUCCACGACUGACUGAUGAGAGGGUGCUCAUGAUUACCAGUCCAUGACAUGACAAAUCUCUUAGGGGCUCGAUAAGGACAAUUGCAUCUUCACCAGGCUGCGAUCCUCGAUAACCAGUGGUAUCUACGGUUGUGACCAUUCCAGCUGGGAUCCUAACAUCGCUUUUGCCUGCAAUCUUCGCAAAUCCUCUAACUGACGUCAUAGCUUUCCCUGCAACUUGGAGUGUAUUAGACCAAGCAGAGUCUUCUAGGAGUUUGGGUUCUUUAAUCUCUUGAUUCAUUCUUUGUAUAAUGUUCAUUCCAAUCAGACCUGGCACAGCUUCUUUACGGGCUCUUGACUGGGGAUCCGGGGGGUCUCGUACCACGAGAAUACCUCUCUGAGGGAUGGUUACACCUUGUGCUUCAAAGUCUAGUUCCAGGUAACCAGUGUAUGGUAUUUCCAGGCUAUUAGCAGCUGUAAGGGUAAGCCAUUGGUUUGUGUCAAGCAGUUUGCUUCUUCUAGGGCGGAAGUGCUUAUUAAAGAAACUCUCAGUGAUGGUGGAGACUUGUGAUCCAGAAUCAAGAAGACAGCGUACAUGUACUCCCCCCAGCUUCACAGUAGUGACUGGACAACUUCCAACUGCUCUCUCAUACACAAUUCCAGGUAACUGUGGGGGACAAGGUGAGCCAGGACUGCUCCCUCCUGCCGCCUGACUCUCAGCAGCAGGGGGGGCUAGUUUGACGGGUUAGGUGGAGGCCUGGGGGUGAGGUUCCGGAGGGACGGGGGUCUACUUCGUGCUGUGCAAUUCUGGGCAAAGUGUCCUGGUGCUCCACACUGAUAACACCUGUCGCCACCUGCGUCAGGUCUAGGCUGACGCUGCUGGAACUGGGGCUGAGGCUGUAUAUUCUGUCCUCUGUGGGUGGGCACUGUAUUCAGCUUCUUGAGAUUGGCUGCUAGGUCUUCGAUAGCCUUUUGCUGGCCUUGCAAGGUUUUAAUCAUCUCAUUCAUGGCUGAUUCAAUGGAAGAGGGCUUAGUGGAGGUAUUGGUCUCAUGCGACGAAGCCACCCUGGGGCGCGGUCCACAGGACUUCUCGUCUUCUUCGGCCCAUCGAAUAGCUUCCUCUCUGGUGUCUAGAAAGGAAAUUUCUGGGUGGGUUCUAAUAAACUUCUUGAGUUCCUUUCGAAGGAGGGGAUCUCUAACAUUUUCGGCGAAGUGGUCUCGAAGGGCUGCGUCUUGGCCACUUGAUUUGGUCACACUUUUCUUUUGUAUCUUGGCUUGCAGUUCUCUCAGGGCAUGGGAGAAUGCACGAAGGGUUUCACCUUCCCUCUGUCGGCGGUCGUAAAAAGCUUUUAAGAGCUGGGGAACAGAAUGCUUCUCGCCAAAAGACUCUUGAAGGAGGUCGAAGAUCUUAUCUAAAUUCGUAAGGUCACUUUUAGGGUAGAGCUUCAUUUCUUCUUUAGCGGGGCCCUCUAGGUAUGAGAGUACAAAAUUCGCCUGCUCUGGGAGGGGGAGUCCUCUUGAGGUGAUUGCGCUUUUCGCAUUAUCAAUAAAAUCCUCUAUGGACAGUUCAUUAUCACCAUGUCUUCCACUAAACUUCUUCAAUUUUUGUUCAUUGGGGAUCACCACUAACUGCUUUUCCUGGGGUUGGGAUGGGGCUGGAGCUCCUGGGGAUUCCUUAGCUUGGAGGGUUGUCAGGAGUUGAUAUGUCUGGUUGUGUUCCUCCUCCAAUUUUUGGAGCUUCUGUUUGAGUUGCUCCACCUCACCCUCCAUAUGGGACGUGACCUCUAUUGCCCUUUUCUACUCCUAGUGCUUUAUUGUAUUUCUAAGAUUUUGGAAGCCAAAUAAUAUUCGCUACCCCACUCCUGGUACCAAAAUGUGACCGAGCCGCGCGAGUAGGGGAGGUAGCGAAUGACAACCAAUGAAAGACAAAAUGCGUACAAAACAAACAAGAAUUUAAUGGCCAAUUAGUGGGAAAGAAAUACAAUAAAAAACAAAUACUAGGAAAACGAAUAAAGCAACAAAAAGGGAAAGAAAAUGGGCGAUGAAAAGGGCAAUAGUGCCACUCCAGCGAGGGGAGAACUCUACAAAACUAUGUCCUACGGCUUGACUAGUGAACGCGGCAACUGGAACUGUAGUAAUGCGAAGAAACGCUACGUGCAGGCGUAUUUAUAUCGCGCGGAACACAAACAGCUCGCAUCCUGUUAUUAGCAAUACAAUUGGACAACUAUAGCUAGGUAAGCCACAAAACAGUGAAAUCUUCCUUUUGGCAAUACGCCUGUUUGCGAAACACUAUUAUCGCUUUACCGCAGAAUACAUACGUGUUCUGUUAAUACAGUAGGAGGAAACAAAUGGAGAGUUUCGCGGUUAACUACAGCAAUGGCGGCAAAUUAAAGCGAGUUAAAAUCAAUUAAUUUCUUUCCUGUUUAUGGGUGUAAAGGCGGAGAAAUCACAGAGCUAGAUAAAACACGGCUAACCACAAAGCACAACUAAAGAAACGCGUACCGUGGGAAAACGAUAAACGGAACUGCAAAAAUAAUACCGAAAAGAAAAUGCUUUGUGAGCUAAUUAUCGAGCUCGGUUACAUUUACAGCUACAUGUAUUUCAAGAAAGGUUGUCGGAGAAAAUGUGCACGUUUGACAGUCCUGAAAGGUAGCACGGGAUAUGAUCAAAUUAUACACUGUUCCUGACAACAGUAGCUGUUGAACCUACUUUUGUUGCUUUCCUUUAGCACUCGCAAACAUGUUAUGUCCAUGGCCUCUUGUGCCAUUCUUUCAAAUUUCUUUGAAGAACAUGUACAGUGAACUCAAAGCCACCCACAUAUACCUUUCGGGAUUGUCGCGUGCACUUUUUGUGACAAUCUUUCUCAAAAUAGCUGAUGUUUAUUAAAUUUGCUGCAUUUUUCUAUACUGAAUUAUACAUAAACGAUUGAUUGGAGGACAGCAUUUUAAGUAAUGUUUUCCUUUGGAUAAAAUACAGAAGGAAAGUUAAAUUCUGCUAAGAUCUUAUUUAUUUGUCCUGUUUUGUAUUAUUUUAUUUAUGCUGUUUAUAGCUGCCUUUUAAAAUCACUAUUAUCAUUUUCUGCCUGCCCAUUUGCAGGGUAAAUAAUUCUGUUUAUGUUGUCACAUAUUGAUCAACCCUGGCUGUGACGUUCACUUAAGGGGAUCUAUUUGCAUAAAUUGAUCUCUCUUUGUAUUGAAAUUUAAUUUUUAAUCAUUUUUUGUUGUUUUUUCCAGGCCUGUUUGCUGCAGCACAUGAUCUUAAGAUUGAAUGGGUGAUUGUAAAAGGUAUUUCUCACUUUGCCGAUGGUAACAACCCUGCAGAAAAGUCUUGGGAGAGUCACGCAUGCAUAAUGGCGGCUUCUCUUGUGUCCAACAUGUUGAAGGAUUCAUUUGUGUUUCAGCAAUGGCCUCAUUAUGAAGGUAGGUGACAUGUCCUUUAAUUAAACCAUAUCAUAAUUAAUUUUUCGUGCAGUAGAAGUGUUUAUGGUUAAGUACUGAGGUUGAUUUAAAAAUACUCAGCCUUAACUUUCAAACCUAAUUAUUAAUCACAAUAAACUUAAAAAAGGAUAGAGUUCAACGUUUUCUUUGUCAACUCACAACUGUUGGAAACUAUAACAUAGGUAAAAGAAAAAUUAUGGGAAAAAUGUGAAGAAAUUGGUCGGGAGGACAGGAGGGAGAUGUUUCCUGAUAAAAUCGACCGGCUGCUCAUCAUACUAUUUUAGGCAGUAAGAUUUCUGGGUUGCUACUCGGCAAGUGCAUACUUAGCGACCUUAAGUCUAAACUGACCCUUGUUUAAUUAGAACUUCACUGGUAUCUGUUAGGGGCCUGUAAGGUUGGGUGGGAAUUAUUUUGUUACUCAAGUAAUUUUUAGUACCUCUUAGGCAUUAAAAUUAAUUUCCUACAUGCCCACAAAGCUAGAUUCUGUUACUUUCUAGGGGUUCUUUUGGUUAUUUUUUUCUACAAAACCCCUGUUUUUGUUUUGUUUCGUUUUGUGUGUUUGUUUGUUUCUGUUGUUGUUGUUUUUUAAGCUCCCCAUUUAUAUCUAUAGAGGGGUAUCUCCUCCUUUUGGUAUCUCCCAGGGGUUAAAGUGAAUUUCUGCCAUGCCGACAAAGUAAGAUUCUGCUACCCUCUAGGGAUGAUUUUUAUUAUUAUUAUUUUUUUAUAUUUUUUUUUUACAAGCACCCCUGUUAUCUUUAAUUUCUUUUUUUGUAAAGCAGUUCUGUUAUUUUUAAAGGGGAGUAUCUCCUUCUCCUUUUGGUACCUUUUGUAGAGCUUAAAAUGAAUUUCUUCCAUGCCCACAAAGCAAGAUUCUUGUACCUUCUAGGGAUACUUUUUGAAUUUUUUAUUUCAGUAGCACCUCAGUCGUUUAAUAGGGUAGUAUCUCCUUCUCCCCACCUUCCCCAUCAUGCCCUGAGGACACUAGCAACCAACUUUAGAGGGAUUUCACUCAGGGCCAACAGGCAUGGAUCUCCCCUGGCUGCUAUGAGCAUGACCCUUGGUUACUUUCAUAGGAAAUAAUACGAAAAUAGGACCGAAAGAAUUUCCAGGAUGUUCUAUUCCCUACUUGGCAACUUGAAACCAUAGUGGCAGCCCUGAACCCUAACCAGUAAGCUCUCUGCAUUGCAGGUUUUAUUUUCUGAUUUGAGAUCAUUCUAGAACUCUACCCUUUGGUUGGUUGAUAGCUAUGGUUUUGGAAGGGCCGGGAAACUUAUCGUAAAAUUCUGAAAAUAAGCCCCUCCAUGUAUAAGCCCCUCCAAAUAUAAGCCCUCCAAACCAGUAACGCAAAAAACCCUCCGUUAAAUCGCCCCUCCAAAUAUAAGCCCCCCGGGGGCUUGUACUUGGAAAAUUGCCCUCAAAUACAAAUUAAAACAAAGCAAAAAUGGUAAAUUUACUUCAAACUUUAAGUCUAGCCCAAUCAAUUUUGAAACGCAAAUUUCCCUCCGUAGAUAAGCCCCUCCAAAAAUAAGCCCCUCAAAAAGGGCCUUUGAAAAAUAUAAGCCCUGGGGCUUAUUUUCGGAAUUUUACAGUAUUUGGGGACUUAUUUUCUGUUUUGAAAAUGUUUUUGAACUUCAACUGUUCACUAGAUACCUUUCAGAAUCAACUCAGUGUGCAGCAGAAAUUCUGCAUAACCAAGUUUAAAACAUAAAUUUAUUGUUUAAAAUUGUGCACACUGCAACCAGACAUCAUUUAGUGAAUUAAAAUGUCAGUAUCACCCACAAUUCAGUAAAAGCUAAGAUGUAAGCUUUCAGUCCCAAGACAAGCUGCUCAGUGCUUUUUGUUAUUGAAACUAUUCAGACCCAGAACCUAAAAUGUGAGUAGUAAAAAAACUGACAGAUUUAUAAACAUUUUCCCCAAAUACUUUAGAAUAACUGUUGUUUUAAAUGUCUCACUUCAAUUUUUAUUUUACUUUGUUUAACUCACAGACCCAUCAGCAGGGAAACAGCCCUCUAGCUCUAUGGCCAAUAAGAAGGAGUUACCAGGUACUAUUAUAUCCAAUAAAGCUGAAAUGGUACCAGACAUAGAGUAGAUAGAAACGCUUAUUUUAAUAUGAAAAUGACUUUUAUUGUUUGUUGUAUUGUAAUAGAAAAUGAUCUUUAUUCUCGCAGUUGUUUAUAUUUAUUUCAGAAAUAAGUAGCAAAGAAGAAGUAUGAUGUGAUACUUCAAGCGUCAAAUUCUUCUUCUCAUUCAAUUUUUCUGUUAUAAUUUUGCCAAGGUAUUUUUAAUCUGCGUUAAUCCUCGAGGCCAGUUAUAAAAAAUAAGAAUUAUUUUUAGCACUCGACCACAAACUUCACUAACAGCUUUGGAGAGGUAGCCCUCUACUGGUGUCUCCUCCCUGAACCUCUUUUUGUGGGGUAACGCCCCUUUACACUUGCUUUACUGAUGCAGUCUUCAAAGAUAUUUACAUAUAAAUGUUACUCGGACAAGGUUGCGCAUCCCGCCAUAUUCAUAAUUUGUAAUUGCAAUAAUGAAUAAUUCUUUAUUUAGCUCAUGGUGAAAUUACAUUUUUAACUUUUUUCCAACUGAAAUUUGUGCCAGGUUAUAACUUUAUAAUAUAAGAGAAAUAAUAAGUGCGAGCUUGGAAGCUAAAUAAACUGUUAGAUUUUCUAGUUAGCUCCCCAUCCAUAUUAAAGUCAGUGUGUAAGCAGGUGAAAAAGAAGAAAAUAGAAGAGAUAAAUGAAUUAAUAAAUUAAAAUAAAUUAAUAAAUUAAAUUAAUAAAGUGCGUUCCUUCUACGUUUGACCAUAGUGUUUAUAUUGCUACACUAUAUUAUGGUGUUUUAGAGCCCUGAUAUAUACAUACACUGUUACUUGCAUUUCUGUUGGUGUAUAAUGAGUUGAGGAUAAUUUGUUUUUAAAUAUGGAAAUUUUAUUGAUAUUUGGUGAUCUGAUCAGUUUAUAUGAAUAAGGGCCUAUAUUUUUGUGCAUCAACUACCUCCCUUUAACUUUCCUCGCCUAUUAAGAUAUCAAGUCGUUAAUGAACAAUUCUUUAAAAAAAAAGGAACGUAAAAUUGUCUUUAACAGAUUCUCUCUGCCUCGAGGAGUUCCAGAAACAGCUGCGAUCAAUUUAUGAAGACAACAGCACAGUCAAAAUCGUUCCGUGGGACCAAAGCUCUGCCGUUCACAUUGACAAAGUUUACACCCAGUUGUCUUGGCUCAUGGAUUUGAAGGAUCCCAGCGGAGUAACACAGAAGGAGCUUGAACACUAUACCGACAUUUUUGACGGCGGAAGACUUCAUCAUUUGCCUAAGCGUAUUUUGGUUCACGGACGACCGGGUAUCGGCAAGACCGUUUUUACGCAGAAAGCUACAUUCGACUGGUCCCGACACAGAUUUAAAGGAAAGUUAGGAAGAUUUGAUCUCGUACUUUUGGUCAAAUUACGCGAUGUUUGUAACCUCAACGAUCUCCCAGUCAUUCUGAGGGAUGCUAAUCUUCUUGCGAGUGAUGGCCCAAUUUCCACUGACAACCUGUACGAUUACGUUCGUCACCACCAACAAAAAGUGUUGCUUAUUUUGGACGGCUACGAUGAGUAUGUACACAGCGCAGCAAGCCAAUCACCUGUUCUUCAAAUCUGGGAGAAAAAGCAGUUGAGGAAUUGUUGUGUUAUUAUAACGUCUAGAGACAUGAAAGGAGAGGGAUUGAAAAGUUCCUGCGAUGCUCAAUUUGAGAUCGACGGUUUUGACCGUGAGCGACAAGAAGAGUUCGCCCGUAGAUUCUUGAAAGAUGAUCAAGAUAUUGAAGAGUUUUUUGAAUACUUGGAGCAAAAAGACCUGGAAGAUGUAGCAAAAAUACCUAUUUUGCUUUUAAUGUUGUUGUUGGUUUGGAAAGAAAAGGAUCGUGAAGGACUACCUUCAUCACGGGUGAUGGUGUACUUCAAGUUUCUACAGACUAUGUUUAAUCAUAUGUCUGAAAAACAAAAAACAGAGGCGGAAGAAGUUGAGAACCACAUUCAAGAACUCUGUAAAGUAGGAGAACUAGCAUUUGACUCGCUUCUACAAGAUUUACUUUACUUUCCUCUCAGUAAACUGCCGGAUCGCGUUUUGACUGAGAAACUGAUCGAGGCCGGGUUGUUUCAGCUGCUAAACGUGUCCGCUCUUAACCCCAGCAAAGACGUUCACUUCAUUCACAAAUCCAUGCAGGAGUUUGUGGCUUCUUUAUUUCUAAAAGAAGAACUGUUAUCUCAAGAAAGUAAAAACAAUUCUCUUUUCAAAGUGGACUCAAUUGAAAAGAUCUUCAAGUUGAAUGAAGUUUUUAAAUUUGUUGCUGAAAUGUCAGAAGAAGCCGCGCGCGAGAUCUUGAUUCAUCUGUUGGAAAUGGCGGCGAAGGAAGACGGAGAGUACAGCUUCGACAACGAAGCACCGUCAGUCAACGAUUUGUCAGAAACCCCCAAAAAUCUUUUAACUAUAUGUACACAGUUAUUCUUCUACUGUUCAGCAGACACGAGAACAGAACUUUUCCCCACUUUUCUUUCUAAUCUAGGAGGUGUUUUGUUCAUUUUAAAUCCUGACCAGCUGAAUAUUGCAGCAAAGGAAAAUUUUGUUAAAACUACCGCUUCACUUAUGUACAUAUUUUUCUCUGAAAGCGGCCAAUAUACAGAGCAAAGUUAUAAUAAUUUAAUAACUUUAGCAAAGCAAUUAAACGCUGUUAUAGUUAGUAGAACAGGAGAACAGAAAGCAUCAGAAUUUUUGAAUGUAUUUCCAUGGCGUAGUGUUGACGAGUUUUUUUUAAUGAAAGAAGAAAACAACACUCACCUUUAUUUUACUCAAAUUGUAAAAGAUACACAUCCUGACAUUCCUUUUCCUUUUAAAAUGGUAAAGACGUUAGUUAGUUUAGAAGAGACAACAAAGAAGACAAACAUGAAUGGUGAUGAGUCAAGUGAAGAGAGCAGCAGCAGCUGUUGUUCAAAGCGUCAUGGUGUCUCCAGGGUUCGGACGAUUAGAGCUGACUGGGUGAACAGGUCAGAUGUGGAACAGCUGAUUGAGAUCAUGCCGUUUAUCACCGCUCCACACGAGAUACAGGUUUGGGGUGAAUACGGUGAAGUGUUUGAUGCUGAGGUAACAGAGUCUCUACUGAGGAGCAUCCCAACAACACACAAACUGGAGAUAUUAACACUCUUCAAAAUCAAUGUAACAUCAUCACCUGCUGUGGAGUUCAUCAGCAGAGUAUUCAAACAAGAUCUUCCAAACUUGAAGUAUCUCAACAUGUCAUCCAAUCCUCUUCUGGGUGCAGGAGUCGACAGUUUGAUAAAACAUCUCAGCUGCGCUCCUCACCUGGAGAGACUGAUGCUUGAAGGAGUGAAGAUGACUCCACAGCAGGUGAUGAAUCUCACAUCAGCUGUACAGCAGCACGGAAACAUCGCUUCACUGUGGUCAUCCUACCACGUAAGUUUUCCAAUUUUAUCGCAAUUUGUUUCUUUAUUCUUUGUUUACAGUUUAGUUCUACUCAGCUCUUGCCUUUCGCCAUUUUCCUUUCUUUGUCAUUUUUACACUCGACAAAACACAAGAUUUGCUUUUGAAAUCAAAUCACAAACUUUAGCAGAUUCAAAGUAUCAUUUCAAAUUCAUUUCUUUCAACUGAUUAAACUAACUUCAUAAAAUGUUUUAACUGAGAACGUUAAGAACAAGUAACUUCAGCUGAUAUUAAAACAUGGAGUUGAACACAAGAACAGAAAUUUCGUAUCUUCAAGCACCCAUAAGAUGAUAUUAUUGGGUGAAAACAAGAACUUUUAGCAAAAUAAAGGCAAAUAAUUUCCACAGUAUUAAUUUCUGAAUCAAUUUUAAUUCAUAACUUUUCAUAAAGUAACAAACAACAAUCAUAAAAGCAAAUGAAAGAUGUUCAGUUCAUGUUCAAUUCAAACAAAUGAGCAAAGAGUAAACACAUUGAACUCACAGUUUCACAGUUUAUCGUCCAGGGUUCCCAUAAAAUCAGUUUAAGUCAAGUGAAGUUCCUUUGAAAGUCCAAAAAACAAACAAGUCUUCUUUAUAGCUGUUCCUUUGUUAGUUCUUGAGCGUUUCUUUGGUAAAUACUGGUCCUUGCAGUUCGGUGAAGCGUUGGUUUUUGAAAUAACAACCCGCACAAAAAAAUUGUAUCUUCGAGACAACGGUUGAAAGCAACACCAAAAAAAAUUUCCUUACAGGUAAACACUUCGCUGUUCUCCACUGUAUAGCAUAAGUGUCCAUUGCAUGAUUUUCAUUGCGUAAAUAGCAUAAGUUUGUUUUCAACUUUCCAAGAACACUCGCCAUGCAAAUCAAAUCCUGCGGAGCUUUAGACUUUUGUGAAAUAUCCUUAUAAAUGAUGUUUCCUUGAGCUUCGAACAACUCCUUAGCAUAUUCCUGAGUAAAAAGAGAUGAAUCGGUCAAUCCCUGUCUUGUGUAAAAUAAUUUCCUGGAUGUUUUCUUAUUAAAUUUUGAGUUCAUCCUGAACAGUUUGCCGUUGAAGAGCGAACUGAACAAACUACAAAAACAACAAACGAUGAACGAUGUCAUUCAAAGCUUAGUGACGCGGCGGCAGCUGAUUGGUUAAAUCUACCUCGGAUAAUUUUUCACGUGAUGACAUUUUCCCGCCUUUUGUUUUAUUACGUAACAAAUUCCCGCCCGCACAAAAAUACACUGUGAUCUGCGAAUUUUGUAAGGCUAAAUAUAUUUUCAAAAGAAAAGAAAAAGGAUUUGCUAAUUUUGAUUUUGAUUCCACUAUUUUGAAUGCGAAUUUCUUGUUCAUGCGCCUUGAGAAAGAUAAUGUUUCUCUUUCCAAUUCCGCCAAGUGGGGUGAGGGGGGGUAAAUCUCCCUCCUCUCUAAACUUUCUUUAAAUAUUGGGGACGGGUAACACUCGUUUCUUGAACUUAGUCGUAAAGGAAGUGUUUGACCUUCAGCGCUUCGCCUCUACACCAACAUACCACAUAAAGAAGGCAUAACCACGGUGUGUUUAGUGCAGUUCUGCCCCCCCCCCCCUCUCUCUCUCUAUGUCACGCAACGCCGGAGGGAGAGGGUCCUCCCCCACAUCCCUUAUCAUCACGCAAGAGAAGUCAAAAUCUUCGCUAGGAAAAAUUUCUCUCAGCAAAUAACUGUAAAGACGCUUAAAAAUAGUUUGUCAGUUGUUAUUAAAACAUUACCCUUGGGCUCGUAUAAUUUUUGACAAGGUGCCGCGUUCAAAUCCUGCUCAGUAGCGCUUCUUUUUUCCCUCUGUCUUUCUCUUUUGUUUUUUCGUUUUUGUUUUGUUUGCUUAUUUGUUUUGUUGUUGAUGUUUUUUAAAUAUAUACCUUCUAGAGCAAAGAUAGUAUUUUUAUGGAUAAACAAUCUAAAUUUCUAUCGUUUCCUACAAUUUUCAUUCCUGUUUUGUUGCAAUAUAUUCUACAAAACUAAAACAGUAGCCACAUGCAGUCACAAACUGCCUUUUAUUUUAUAGGCCAAGUUUUGAGUGGUGAUCUUUGGUUUCGGCACACGAGGCUUGUCUUGAACUUAGUACAUCUUGUCAAAGUUAUUGUCAUAUAAACAACUGUCUUUCGUUGGUCAGUGUAAUUGCAUUGUACUUAAAAUGAAGGUUUUGAAAUGUGUACACAUCCACACUUUAUUAAAGGGAGAUGGGUGGUUUUAAGUAUUGUUUUGUAUUUUGUUGCAGGAUGAUAAAGGAAACCCCGAACCUGAGAACUACUGGAAAAGAAUGUACCCUCACCUCUUUCCUGAUUCAUCACCUGAAUCAGCGCAUGAACAGGAGCAGGUUAGUCAUCACUCACCUAUUUUUGUGAAAGUUUAUUUAUUAAUAUUAGUAAGACUUUCAGUGUUUGUGUGA